Didymodactylos carnosus is the source of this 1452-nucleotide messenger RNA. Lineage: Eukaryota; Metazoa; Rotifera; Eurotatoria; Philodinida; Philodinidae. The record is from the annotation of a GenBank genome assembly.
AUGAAUAUUGAAUCAUUAUCAUCAUCAUCACCUUCAACUAAUCCUAAUCGUGAACGUUUACACGUUCCUCGAAUACGUUCACACAGUCUAGCACCAAAACAUUCAAAGUAUGAUUACAAUCGUCGACGCUCAGAAUUGGAACAAUCAUCCGCAUCAAUUAAUCAGCAAAAAUCAUUGGACGAUGAUAAACAACAGCCACAACGAACAAAUGUACCAGCAUGGUUUCGUCGCCGUUUUACAUUAUUUUCAAUUGAAGCAAAUCGUCGUCCAAGUAAUAGUAGUAUAUCGAAUUAUAGUAAACAAAAUAGUUUUUCAUUUGAUAAUGAUCAAAUAUUAGAAAAUUAUAAUCAACAACGACGACCAAGUAAAAUAAUGAGUCUCGUAGAGUCAUUUGCUCGAAAAUUUUCAUUAAGAAAGAAGAAGUCAGACCAAGAUGAUCUAGGUAAUCUAUUACUUCUUUCGAUUAACUGUACUUACAAAGUAUUUUCAGGUGCAGAUUAUGUCGAUCCGGUUUAUGAGACUUUAAAAUUGGCUGCUGAAACACGAAAAAUGACAUUAUCAAAUUAUUUACAACAACGACAACAGACAUUAAAUAAACAAACAUCGUUAAAUUCGCAAGGUUCAUCUGAACAUGCUUCACCAAAAAAUUCAAGAAACUCUAGUCGAACAGAAAUGGAUAUUGUAUCUACCACAACAAAAAAUGUCACAGCAUCAUCUUCAGGUAUGAGUGACAAUAUUGUACCAACAUCAUUAUCACCUCCCCAUGUUCAUAAAUAUACAAAAAGUAAUAGAAGUUUACGUCAAACAGAUAAUAUUGCCAUAAGACAUCAUUUGCAAAGACAAUUAUCAUUACGAUCACCUCAUGAUAAUAGAGGAGGAACGGAGAUGCCUAAAACAAGACGACGUGUCAAAUUUGAUCUUCGUAUAAAAAGUAUUUCUGUCGAUAAUCCCGAAUACAAUCCCAAGAAAGAAUAUGAAGAGCAAACACCUGUCUUAAGUCAUUCAUUCGAUGAUAUGACCCUAGCUAACGAAACAAAACGAGAAAUAAUAGACGAUGAGGUGUAUGUUGUCUUGUACGGUUAUAUUGCUGCAAGUCCAGAUGAUAUCGAUUUACGGUUAGGUACAUCAGUCAAGGUUAUUGAUUCAUCAGAUCCUGACUGGUGGAGGGGCACUGCCAAUGAUGGACAAAAGACCGGUUAUUUUCCUUCAAGCUGUGUCUCAAAGAUUAUGCCAGGAUAUAAAAUUGUUCGAGUUCGUCAAAGUAUUCAUACUUAUCUACACAAAGAUUCAUCUGUACGACUGAGCAAAGGACAGAUAGUUAUUAAAACUGGCGAGGAAUAUCCAGAUAUGGCUAUUAUCAGUACGGGAAAGCAAAUAACAAGAGUGAUAAUAUGCAAUUUCAUUUAUAGUGUGCCAACCAAAUAUUUGGAACCAUAUUCCGACGGAUUUUAG